GAAGUCGAAAUUUGUUUACAGCCCGCUAGAGGGCUCAUCUCAGUUCACGUCACAUCCGGCGCCAGCUGAUGGAGGGAAGUCAGCGCGGUUUGACUCUUGAGGAGCACAGCUAUGUCUCGGCCUCUGUUUGGUGGUGCACUGUCAGCUGUUAUUCCCCAUAGUGCCCAGGAUGUCAGUGAACUGAGACAGAUCCCCGAUAAUCAAGAAGUGUUUGCUCACUCUCAGACCGAUCAGAGCAUUAUCAUCGAACUGCUGGAGUACCAAAGCCAAGUGCAAGACGCUGAUGCAGCCAGGUAUCAUUUUGAGGAUGUGGCUGCGAGUAACAAGGUGGUGGAACGUGGCUCCUGGGAGGUGAGAGGGGUGGAGCAGGUCCUCCAGUCAGAGCUAUCAAUGCAGGAAUGCAGCUCUGCUUGGCUGCUGUCUGGAGCUCAGCUGAUCUCUAAAUUCAAUGAGGAGGCAAAGAACACUGUGAACAUUCACCUGUGCUUGUUCCGUCUGCCGCAGUAUACCACUGACAUUUUGCUGACAUUCAAUGAUCCUGUGUGUAUCAAUCCCCUCAGCAGCAGUGCCAUUGAAAAUCUGGUUGCUAUACCAUGGACACCACAGGACUUCAAGGGUGUUCUGCAGUCAUUCUGUCUACUUGACCCUGGAGUGUUUGGGUAGAUGCUUAAAGCUCACGUUUAAAUGCAGUUUGUUUCCAUUAAAGGAACACUCCACUUUUUUGGAAAUAGGCUCAUUUCCCCCAAAGUUACUAAGUUGAGUUUUAUCCAUCCAUUUGGCCAAUCUUUGCGUCUGGCGAUAGCACUUUUAGCAUAGCUUAGCAUAGAUCAUUGAAUCCAGUUAGACCAGUAGCAUGGCGUUCAACAAUAACCGAAGGGUUUCGAUAUUGUUCCUCUUUAAAACUUGACUCUUCUGUAGUUAUGUUGUGUAGUAAGACUGGCAGGAAAAUAAAAGUUGUGAUUUUUCUAAGAUGAUGUGACUAGGAACUAUACUCUCGUUCCGGCAUAAUAAGGAAGUUUGCUUCCAUACCAUAAAGAGUCAAGUUUUAAAUAGGAAAAAUAUCAAAACUCUUUAGUCACUUUUGAGAGUGAUGCUGCUGGUCUAAUAGAAUUCAAUGACCUGUUCCAAGCUAUGCUAAAAGAUCGCCUGAAUGGAUUCAAAAAUGGUAACGCUCAGUUUACUCUCUGGGGGAGUUGAAAAUGAGCCUAUUUCCAACAAAAGUUUUUUUUUAUUUCCCCCAGAAGCUUCUACAAUUAUAAAAAUACACGUUUAACAGGAUAAACAGGAAAGACUGGUUAAAACCGUGCGAGUCUGUAUAAAAUAUUUAUUCUUGUCAAGCAACGCUUAGCAGUUGUCUGAUUCAUGAGGCUGUACAAAUAGAGAAUCUUAAUUUGUUGCUAAAAUAAAUACAUUUCUAUUGCUUACACUA
Puntigrus tetrazona (Sumatra barb) is the source of this 1429-nucleotide messenger RNA. It is a transcript of the gene rangrf, whose product is annotated as RAN guanine nucleotide release factor. NCBI's taxonomy places the organism in Eukaryota, Metazoa, Chordata, Actinopteri, Cypriniformes, Cyprinidae. The transcript has 6 exons. Gene Ontology annotation, cellular component: nucleus. The record is from RefSeq and is a predicted model, not a curated record. Gene Ontology annotation, molecular function: small GTPase binding; guanyl-nucleotide exchange factor activity; transmembrane transporter binding. Gene Ontology annotation, biological process: heart contraction; regulation of sodium ion transmembrane transporter activity; regulation of membrane depolarization. The coding region runs from base 112 to 663 and encodes 183 amino acids.